UCCUCCACAACAAUGGCGCUGUCCAGUGGUUGUUCAUGUAGACUUGCUCCUUCGAUUUUGAAUGCUGACUUAUCAAAUUUAGCUGUAGAGUGUCAAAAUUUGGUUGAUGCUGGAUCAGAUUAUCUCCACCUCGACGUAAUGGAUGGGCAUUUUGUCCCGAAUCUGACUUUCGGACAUCCCGUCGUUAAAUGUCUACGCCCAAAGUUGCCAGGUGUUUUCUUCGAAAUGCAUAUGAUGGUCUCGGACCCUGAAAAAGUAAAAAAAAUAUAGGCCUGGUCAAUUCAUACAAUUUGUGCAAUAGCGUCAUUUUGUGGUUUUGUUAAAGUUUCUGUUUUAGAUUCACUCUCCUUGUUACUAGAUCUAAAUUUUUCUUACUUAUAUGAUGAUUAUGAUGGUUGACCUUUAACUUUAAUGCUUAAGGUAUAAUAUUCAUACAAUUUAGGGCUAUGAUAGUAGGGUAGGCUUAUAUUAUAGUUAUAGGCUAAGUAACGAUUUAUCAUUUUAGUUAAUAAUUUAGGCUAACUAAAAUUUAAAAUACUAGAUAAUAAUAAUAAAUGGUCUACAAACUUGGGUAAAUGUUGGGUCGGCACGCCACUAAUUUCCUAUGACAGCCACCUUUCUUGCCAAGAUGGCAGUCAUGUAAACGCAAAAAGUAGCGCAAACACACAUCUGCUAAAUUGGGGAGGGGAAAUAUAGAAUUUGCUGUUUUAGCUACUUACCGAUAGAAACAAAAAUAGAAACAAAACUUUAAAUUUAAUUAAAUAAUAUCAACCGGUAGAUUAAUAUUGUGGCGAACGUAGCAAAUUUAUUGUAGGCUAUCCCUCUAGAUAUGGGGCAAGAAGUGUCAACAACCUGCCAUUCCUCCCUUCACUUAACUAAAACAUGUUUGCUACACUAGUUACACACUGUGUUGAGAAAAGUGUUGUAAAAUAAUGAAAACCUAACUUACAGUUUAGAAAACACUUUUACAAACUUAAAAAGUUCCACCUAAAAUUAGAAAUUUAUUCUCAUUUUUUUAAAUUUUCUUUAGAUUUUCUAAUCAACCAUCCAAUGAAAUAUUAAUUUACAACAUUCCAUAAGGAUAUUAAUAGUUUAAAAGUUAAUUCUAGUAACAAUCCAAGAAUAAACAAAAGCAAGAGAAUCCUACACAGAAACACAAAGUGGUGUGAUGAACCAACAUUAGCCGUAACUUGUUUUGACAAGGGCCAGUAAGAAAAUAGCUACAGGCCGGAUGGAUUGUCUCGUUCUGCUAAAAUGAAGGUCUAAUGGGCACUAAUGACUAAUUGGCCUAUAUAAAUUAAAUGAAAUUAAUUAAUUAUAAAAAAUAUUUAACAAAAUUAUAUUCCAUGAAAGAAAAUUUAAAAGACAUGCUCUUUACAUUAAUUUAAUUGAGAUUACAUUUAAAUAAAUUAGAACGAGGAGGCUUAUAUUAAUAUAUAUUAUUCGUAUUAGAUGGAAACCUUUGAAUUGCACCUUCAUCCUUUUGCACAUCAGUUAGAAGCAUGACCCAGAUGCUUUUCUUACACUAAUUCUUCUGUCAGUUCAAAAAACACUAUUGAUAUUGCAGGCUGGAUAAAUUGAAUUCGUUAGCCGACCUCUGUACAAGAUAUGUGAUUGUUACAGCGUAAAUGAGUUAAUGAUUUGAUAUGUAGCAAUAUUGAAUUUCAAGUGGAUUACAAACACAAUGUUUAGGAAAGUUGAUUGCUGUGAAUGAGUCAAUGACUAAGAAGCUAAACAAAAAUAACAUUCUAUUGAUAAAUUUAGCUGAAAAGGCAGUUCAAGCUGAGAGAGGUCUAGCAAGCUGGCAAUGAAUGUAAAAUUGCUCAAGUAAAUAAAAAUUGAGAAGACAAUGGAUGCUGCUAAAUGGUGGAAGAUGGCCUGGACACGGUAAAAAAAACUUUAACUCCCUUUGUCGCCUCCCCGGUAGAAGCAUUCGGAAGAUUAUGAUUGAUUCAUUCUUUCUAUGAAUCAAUGUUUACCAUAACCAAUUUUUUUUUAAUUAGUUAAAAUUUUAUCAAAGAAUCAUUUAUUUAUUUAUUAAGUUAGUUGCCUUGAAAUCAAUGAUCAAACAUAUUUUGUUUAUUUGUAUUCCCUUGCCAGUGGAUUGAGGGAAUGGCUGAUGCUGGGGCAAACAUGUACACAUUUCAUUAUGAGGCUACAAAAGAUCCAGCUGCAUGCAUUCGUAAAAUUAGAGAGGCUGGUAUGAAAGUAAGCCAUUCUUUUUUUAUUUGUUUAAAUUAAGUAAAUUAUCUUUGCCCUACCAAUAUGGUUAGGAAUGUGUUAAUUUUUUUUUGUAGUCAUAUCUAAGUUAUGAAUAUUAAUUUAUAUCCUUCAUGCAAAUAAAAAUAAAAUAAUUCUGAUCACCUGUAAUCCUUAUUUUUAUUGCAACCCCCCCCCCCCCCCCCCCCCCCAUUUGUUCAAUCUUUUAUUUAUAUUAUUUGGUGGAUGAUAGACUUUGCCUAUUAAGACAUUUAGUAAUCUUCCCACAAAGCUUUUUCUGAAAUUUUAAAAUUUGUUAUGCAUUAUCAGACUGACAGCUUAUAGCAGUAAUAGUAUGUAGUUUUAGUUUGAAGUUUCUAGGAUGACUGAAAAAAUGCCUCAUUAUAUACCAACACACGCAGGCUGGAAUGGGCAUCAAUCCUCCCACAGAUGUUGAAGUUGUACUUCCCUAUAUUGACCUGCUUGACUGUGUUCUGGUCAUGACAAUUAACCCUGGAUUUGGUGGUCAAAAGUUCAUGGCUGAAUGUUUACCAAAGGUCUGUUCCUUCUUAAUCCUCUAUGCAAUUUGGAACUUAAUCACCUCUGAAGACUAAUAUUUAUUUGUGACUACACCAACAAUUACUUCUGUAUAGUUUAUAUGCGAUCACAUUAACAGUCACCUUGAUAUUUAUGACAUUGCACCAACAAUCAUUUCUGUAAAAUCUACAUGUGAUUACUAUGAUUACAUGAAAAAUCACUUUAACUAUAUGCUAUUCUCUCACUGUAUUGUUUACAUGCUGUUUUGCCAAGAAUCACCCUUGUAUUGCUUGUACCUUUUUUCAACAGAUUCAGUUCUUGAGGGAGAAAUUCAUAAAUUUGGACAUCGGGGUGGAUGGUGGAGUUGGUCCCAGUACCAUACAGGAAUGUGCAGAUGUAUGUCGACGAAGUCAAAUAUCAAAAUUACUGAUCUUAAUCUCUUUCAAUUUGGUCUUAACUCUUGGAAUCUAGGCCAAGUUUCAGCCAACCAACUGUAUGAUUUUUUUAUUCCAAAUGUUUUUAUCUGCGGAAAAUCAUUUGCGCAUUUCAAUGCACCAAAACACCCACACAGAUCUUUUGACUUAGGUCAUCCAACGUAAAACUGCAGACAAAGAAUUACUUACAAUGUGAAAUAUAUUACCAACACAGUAAGGCAAUCCUUUGUUAACUAUACAACAUAAAAAUCUGACAUCAUUCCCCCCGAUUAUGAAAUAGCAUGGUGAAAAGAUAUUAUCACUCUUGAGUCCUUCUCUAAGGUGGUAUUGACAUCUUUUUCUACCCAUAUUCUAGAGAAGGCCUAUGAAUAUAUUUAUUAUAUCUGCCUUUAGUGACCUUUUUUUCCCUAGAUUUUUCACUCUAUCAUUUUACCAAAGCCCAUCAAAGGCAUUUCAACUUAUGGAAAAAUAAACUUGGAUAUUGCUCUAAGUCUUUAGUUAAUGAUAACUUUAACAAAUCAGUAAACUUUAGUCAACAAAUUUAGGUAAUGCACUCAAUUUGGAUGUCAAAUAACCCUGAACUCGUUCACCCGUCCUCACAGUUUGGGGAGUACUCAUAUUAAACUUGUAUUGUUUAAACAAUUUUUUUAAAAACUUGUUUCUACUUUUUUUCCCCCUCAAUCCUAUCAGGCUGGGGCAAACCUGAUUGUUUCUGGAAGUGCACUGAUUCAACAUAAAAACAGAAAACAGUGCAUCGCUGACAUGAGAAGUAUUGUAGACCAAGCGCUACAGAGGAGAUAACACAGAUAAGACAUUUUUAGCUUAGCUGAAAGUUUUUUUUGCCUUCCUAGUAUUUAAUUGAGCUCACUUUUGUAUUAUAAUUUUGUCAAGUUUCAAAAAGAAAACCAUAUCCCUCUCACUUCAGGUUAAAGUUACCUUACUUUAUGAUUUAAUACUUCAAACUUUGUAAGGCCCAUGUCCCAUGCUCAUGAGUUUAUAUUCUGAAUAUUUUCAAAAGUACAUGAGGAUCUAGAAUUCAAAGAUGGCUAUUUCUAAAGUGGGUUUGGAUUAAAGUGUUAAGGGAAAUUAUUUAAGAUGGUUUGAUUUAGAACUCUCCUCUUUGAAACAGUGUCUGAAAAGAAACUGAUUCAUAUUUUGAUGAAGACAGAUCUAUCUUGUUCCGUUUUAUUUUAAUAUGUGAGCUUUUGCUUACAGUACAGGUUAAAGAUUUUUUUCUCCAAUGUAGAUUGACUUUUGUUGGCACUUAUGGUAUUUAUAAAUGGGUAACACUGUAUUUCAUAUGAUGCCUUUCAUGUAGCUGAAUGUUAGCUUUAAGUAUGUGAAUGUUUUAGAUUUAAAAACGUAUCUCUUGCAUCUGUAUGAAGAAUUCAAAAUAAAUUCAGUUGGUUGAUAUUUGCUGGAGGAACAUUAUCUUUAGUUUAAAGAAAGUCAUAAUCUUAGAAAAUAUAAAAAAUUUGUUGACAAAUAAGAUGUUUGAUUGAUGUGAGUAAAUUUGUGUAAACUAAUGUGCAAUGGUUUAUGUAAAUUUGUGUAAACUAAUGUGCA
This is a messenger RNA of Lymnaea stagnalis (great pond snail), 4736 nucleotides long. The record is from the annotation of a GenBank genome assembly. Lineage: Eukaryota; Metazoa; Mollusca; Gastropoda; Lymnaeidae.